Molecule: messenger RNA, 1671 nt
Organism: Aspergillus puulaauensis
Lineage: Eukaryota; Fungi; Ascomycota; Eurotiomycetes; Eurotiales; Aspergillaceae
Product: acetyltransferase SAS4-like domain-containing protein
Exons: 2
Coding region: 1-1671 (556 amino acids)
Cellular component (GO): SAS acetyltransferase complex
Molecular function (GO): histone acetyltransferase activity
Source: RefSeq, a predicted model, not a curated record
AUGACCUCCACUGCCGUCAUGCCCGUGCGAUCGAGGUCCUCUCUCCGCGCGUUAGACUCGAACGACACGGGUGAGAAUUCCAUCCACCCGCCCCCCUCAGAGCGACCUCGCCUCAACCCUGUCCCAUCGCGUCGUCGCAAGAGUUCCCCCGACCUGUUAGACACCACGAUCGAAAGCACACCAUUCUCCGCCUCGACCAAGCUCCGCCGACCGCGACCGCUCUUCGCCCUUUCCUCCGCCCACACCACUUCCUCUCCGCCACCUGCUGGCAACACUCCGCGCGCCAGAAACCUCCGUCUUCACCACCAUGAUACCCCAAUCUCUACCUCAACGGCGCUAUACAUGAAUGGUGGUCUCGAGCCCGAAUCCCCCGAUCCCCUCGAUACAAUCUCUCCUGCGCCGGCUCCUGCUACCCUCAAAUCCGCCCAAGAACCAUCUAAUACUACUACGCCCACCUCCGCCGCCUACCGUCAGCGCCGUGUUACGCAGCCGCCGAAAUCGGCGUCGGAACAAGUUAUAAAAGAGCCUCCAAAAUCGAAAAAUACCCGUAUCCCUCGAGGAUCAACGAUCCCUCCUUCAGACGACUCAAUUCCUCAGUCAUUAACAGUACCUGCCGCAACGGCUCCGGAGAAGCGGCGGAGCCUUCGCUCCCAUGAUGGGAGCUCGAGGGCGAAAAGUGAAUUGGCACUGUACUUUCCGAAUUAUGAUCAAGUGAUAAGUCUAGAGCCUCCGAAGACAGAAUUGCUUUCGGGAAAUACUGUGAUCAAGCUGAUUGACGACCUUGCUGAGCCUCCCAUCCCUCCUUCUACCUUGUCGAGUUCCGACAGCGACACACCAUUUGGAAACCCUUUGGUUAAUCUACAUAAAUGCGAAGUUAUCAACCUUCCUGGUCCUCCCACGCCAUCAAAUAAUGACACUGGGGCUGAAUCUGGAGAGAAUGGUGGGGAAGACCCCCUCAACGAAGAAUUCUUUUUCAAAGCCCAUCGACGACACGAACGACAGGAGAAGCAGCUCCGAAACAUCGAGCGGGACCGUGCGCAGCACGAUAAACAGCAACUAGACCGUCUUCUGGAUGAGCUGAAGAGCCAAGAUUGGCUGCGUGUCAUGGGGAUCACUGGUCGAAGCCUGUCAGAUCAGGACAAAAAACUAUACGAGCCAAAGCGGGACUAUUUCAUCAAAGAAAUAUCCGCGCUUCUUCAGAAGUUCAAGAUUUGGAAGGAAGAAGAAAAGCGACGUAAGCUUGACAAAGAUAAGAAUUCGUCUUCUCACUCCGACGCUGCCGAACCUUUCCACGCAAAAGAAAACGAGAAAGAAGAGGAAGAAGACGCCAGCGAACCGCCACCAGACGACGUCGAUGCUCUAGCAGCCCGGCAACUCCUUCAAGAAGCUCGGUCUGCUACAGCCGGGAAACGGCCAAAAGUGAAGCUGGAGCCCGAACUGCCACCUGCUCCUGAACUACCAAAGCCGUUCACAUCCUUUUUCGCGAAACCUCAUCUGCGAGAGCAAGCCAUGUCGGGGAAUCGUAAGGGCCGCAGCCGCUUCGCAUUUGGGCAGCCGAUACCUGACGUUGAGGAGAGAGAAUUUGAGCUUCCAGGUGAUAUAUUAACACCAGAAGCGAUCAAGUCAUGCCAACGAAAGAGAAGACGGUUGAAGCGGGCGAGUUCAAACUGA